AUGUCGUACGAACCUACCUCGAUUCAACUUGAUCCAUAUUUAUUUGUGAAAAUAAUCUCAUAUCUACCCUAUUUCUAUCAACAUGUAUUUAAACGAGUUUCAAAGAAUAUUUAUGAAGCCGUUACAAACCACCAUCAUGAUUCAAUUAUGGAAAAUUAUAAUACCAAAUCAUCAUUAGAAAUUCAUGAUUUCAAGCUUGUGGAAUUAAACGAUUACUUUAAAUACAAAUUACAUUUCAAGAUGCAGGAUCCGAUAGAAAUUGCAACCGUUCUGAAGAAAAUGUAUUAUUUGGAUGAUCCUAAAUUGAAAUGGAUGGAUAAAUAUAGAGAUGUUGAAAAAUACCGGUCAAUUUUGAAAAACAAGCAUUGUUUAAAGAUUAAUAUAACACUCAUUGGUUGCGAUGAAGUGACUUGUCAAUAUUUGAACACAUUAGAAAAACAGUUCAAAGAUCAUUCUUUAUUUAGCGUGGAUUUCUAUUUUUCACAUUUUCAUUUAUCUGAUGCAUGGCAAUAUAAUUUUUCAUGCAGAUGUUUGGAGACGUCAGCUUCUCACAGAGUGUCACGUUUUUACAAUGAAGGAUCUCGAACUCGCAUCAACAAGAAAUCACCCAAAAUCACAUCUGUGGAAGGAUUUGAAAUGUAUUUUAAGAAGUGUGCGGAUAACUUGGGGAUCUGUAUAUCAUUACUACCAAGACCUGCCAUUAUUUCACAUCAAUUAUUUGUUACGACCUUUCCUGUCAAUGUAGAUUUGGAUUGGAAUCAAGCGCUUUUUGUAUUUCGAAACAAAAUUAUUAGCACUUGUGAGCCUACUUUGUUAGCUCCGACCCUCAAUUCUAUGGACAAAUAUGAAACCUGUUCUGUGUAUUCCUUUCUCUUUAAACCUGUGAAAAAACUAGCAUUUGACACUUAUUUGAGGACAAAAAAACCAAAGCUAUUCAUUAACGAGUAUCAAGCAUUUCUGAAGCAUGAAUUAGUGCUGAAUUGUCUGGAUAGAUUUCAAGUGUUACUUAAGAUUGCUCAAGAGAAUACAUAUGAGGUGCAGUUUAUUCUCUCAAAACAAUUCUCAACGACACCUUUAUACAUCUUGGAAGAGCUAGAUGCGUUGACUAUUUCAAAACACAAAGAAUUGUGUAAACAACUCAGUCUAAUUCCUCCAAAAUCGUCCAAUAAUGCAAUCAAAAAGAAACAACUGAAAACUUUGGAAGAACAACAACAAGAAAAGGACUUGUCUUUUAAGAAUUUUAAGCUCUUUAAUUGGAGAAAUGAUUUAUUGCUGAAAACGUUAAACAUUUCUGAAGAAGAGUUUCACAACAUGAAAAGAAAAGAGCAACAUCGUGAAAGCAGAGCAACAAAAGAUUCUUCAUCAAGCCAAAAGAAAAAUCAUUCCGGUAGUAACCAUCCAAUGGCUAUAUUGGGAGAUUUCAAUACUUGCAAGGAUUAUUAUUACAAUGAUUAUUAUUAUUCACAUCCAUAUUAUGAAGAGGAUGAUGAAUAA
Naegleria lovaniensis is the source of this 1494-nucleotide messenger RNA. RefSeq lists its product as uncharacterized. Lineage: Eukaryota; Heterolobosea; Eutetramitea; Acrasida; Naegleriidae. The transcript has a single exon. The coding region runs from base 1 to 1494 and encodes 497 amino acids. The record is from RefSeq and is a predicted model, not a curated record.